Molecule: messenger RNA, 6416 nt
Organism: Callithrix jacchus (white-tufted-ear marmoset)
Lineage: Eukaryota; Metazoa; Chordata; Mammalia; Primates; Cebidae
Gene: ZC3H4
Product: zinc finger CCCH-type containing 4
Biological process (GO): negative regulation of DNA-templated transcription
Cellular component (GO): nucleus
Molecular function (GO): metal ion binding; RNA binding
Source: RefSeq, a predicted model, not a curated record
UCUUGGCUGGUCCGGGCCGAGUCGCCAUUUUGUGUCAAUUCCUGAUUGCGGCGGGGGCCGGGCAGCCGGGGCACCCGGGGCAGCAGACAGGGAGACAGUCGGCCCGUCUCCUCUCUACCUCAAAUCCUUUUUUUUUUUUUUUUAACCCCCCACCCCUCGCUCGCUCGCUCUCCUCUUCUCCCCCUACCCUUCGCUUGCUCCAUCGCGCGCGGCCCGCGCUAAUUACAUCCAACCACCCACCAGUGUCCGUGUCUCCCGGAUCUCCCGUCCCCGGGCCCGCGGGGGUGCGUGCGGGGAGCUCUCGCCCCGAUGAGGGCCCCGCGCCAGUGAGCGAGUGACCGCAAGGGUGGGCUGCGGAGAAAGCAGGCGGCGAGCGGUCCGCCGAGGCCUAGGCCGAGCGGCCUACGCGGAGGUCGGCGCAGAGGAACUAUGGAGGCCGCGCCCGGGACCCCCCCGCCGCCGCCAUCAGAGUCGCCGCCGCCGCCAUCGCCGCCGCCGCCAUCAACGCCUUCGCCUCCUCCGUGUUCCCCCGACGCCCGCCCGGCCACCCCGCACCUCCUCCACCACCGCCUCCCGCUCCCUGACGACAGGGAAGAUGGAGAGUUGGAGGAAGGCGAGUUGGAAGAUGAUGGGGCAGAGGAGACCCAGGAUACCUCCGGAGGGCCCGAGAGGAGCCGGAAAGAAAAGGGGGAGAAGCAUCACAGUGAUUCGGACGAGGAGAAGUCUCACAGAAGACUGAAGCGGAAACGGAAGAAGGAGCGGGAGAAGGAGAAAAGAAGGUCGAAGAAGAGGAGGAAGUCCAAACACAAACGCCACGCUUCUUCUAGCGAUGACUUCUCUGACUUCUCAGAUGACUCGGAUUUCAGCCCCAGUGAGAAAGGGCACCGCAAGUACAGAGAGUACAGCCCCCCGUAUGCGCCGUCCCAUCAGCAGUAUCCCCCAUCGCACGCCACGCCCCUGCCCAAGAAGGCGUACUCCAAGUUGGACAGCAAGGGCUAUGGCAUGUAUGAGGACUACGAGAACGAGCAGUACGGGGAAUACGAGGGUGACGAGGAGGAGGACAUGGGCAAGGAGGACUACGACGACUUCACUAAAGAGCUGAACCAAUACCGGCGUGCCAAGGAGGGCAGCAGCCGAGGCCGAGGCAGCCGAGGCCGGGGCCGGGGCUACAGGGGCCGAGGAAGCCGUGGAGGAUCACGAGGCCGUGGCAUGGGCAGAGGCAGCCGAGGCAGGGGCAGAGGCGUGGGAGGAGACCACCCAGAGGACGAAGAGGAUUUCUACGAGGAAGAGAUGGACUAUGGAGAGAGUGAGGAGCCAAUGGGAGAUGAUGACUAUGAUGAGUACUCCAAGGAACUAAACCAGUACCGCCGCUCUAAGGAUGGCCGUGGCCGAGGGCUAAGCCGAGGCCGUGGCAGGGGCUCCCGAGGUCGAGGGAAAGGGAUGGGCCGGGGCCGAGGCCGAGGUGGCAGCCGAGGAGGGAUGAACAAGGGCGGAAUGAAUGAUGAUGAAGACUUCUAUGACGAUGACAUGGGCGACGGUGGUGGUGGAAGCUACCGGAGUCGUGACCAUGACAAGCCCCACCAGCAGUCAGACAAGAAAGGCAAAGUCAUCUGCAAGUACUUCGUGGAAGGGCGCUGCACCUGGGGAGACCACUGUAAUUUUAGCCAUGACAUUGAACUCCCAAAGAAGCGAGAACUGUGCAAGUUUUACAUCACUGGAUUUUGCGCCAGAGCCGAGAACUGCCCCUAUAUGCACGGCGAUUUCCCGUGUAAGCUGUACCACACCACGGGGAACUGCAUCAAUGGUGACGACUGCAUGUUUUCCCACGACCCUCUGACCGAAGAGACCAGGGAGCUCUUGGAUAAGAUGUUGGCUGAUGAUGCAGAAGCAGGUGCCGAGGAUGAGAAGGAGGUGGAGGAACUGAAGAAGCAGGGCAUCAACCCCCUGCCCAAACCACCCCCUGGUGUGGGCCUCCUACCCCCCCCCCCUCGGCCCCCGGGCCCGCAGGCUCCCUCUCCCAAUGGCAGGCCCAUGCAGGGUGGCCCCCCACCCCCGCCCCCUCCUCCGCCCCCGCCGCCAGGGCCCCCUCAGAUGCCCAUGCCGGUGCACGAGCCCCUGUCCCCGCAGCAGCUGCAGCAGCAGGACAUGUACAACAAGAAGAUCCCCUCCUUGUUUGAGAUUGUGGUACGGCCCACGGGACAGCUGGCUGAGAAGCUGGGUGUAAGGUUCCCUGGACCUGGUGGACCUCCAGGGCCAAUGGGCCCUGGGCCCAACAUGGGACCCCCUGGGCCAAUGGGUGGUCCAAUGCACCCUGACAUGCACCCGGACAUGCACCCCGAUAUGCACCCUGACAUGCACCCUGACAUGCACCCUGACAUGCACCCCGACAUGCCAAUGGGCCCUGGCAUGAAUCCUGGUCCACCCAUGGGCCCUGGUGGCCCCCCAAUGAUGCCCUACGGUCCUGGAGACUCCCCACAUUCUGGAAUGCUGCCCCCCAUCCCGCCAGCCCAGAACUUCUAUGAAAACUUCUACCAGCAGCAGGAGGGCAUGGAGAUGGAGCCGGGACUCCUUGGGGAUGCAGAGGACUACGGGCACUACGAAGAGCUGCCAGGGGAGCCUGGGGAGCACCUCUUCCCUGAGCACCCUCUGGAGCCCGACAGCUUCUCUGAGGGAGGGCCCCCAGGCCGGUCGAAGCCAGGCGCCGGUGUCCCUGACUUCCUGCCCUCAGCCCAGAGGGCCCUGUACCUGAGGAUCCAGCAGAAGCAGCAGGAGGAGGAGGAGAGAGCGAGGAGGCUGGCUGAGAGCAGCAAGCAGGACCGGGAGAAUGAGGAAGGUGACACUGGAAACUGGUACUCAAGUGACGAGGACGAGGGUGGAAGCAGUGUCACCUCCAUCCUGAAGACCCUGAGGCAGCAGACAUCCAGCCGACCCCCCGCUUCAGUCGGAGAGCUGAGCAGCAGUGGGCUGGGGGACCCCCGCCUCCAGAAGGGGCACCCUCCAGGAAGCCGGCUGGCUGACCCUCGCCUCAGCCGGGACCCCAGACUCACCCGCCACACAGAGGCUUCUGGUGGGUCUGGCCCAGGGGAUUCGGGACCCUCAGAUCCUCGGCUGGCCCGCGCCCUGCCCACCUCCAAGCUCGAAGGCAGCCUUCAUUCCAGCCCUGUGGGCCCCAGCAGUUCCAAGGGAUCUGGGCCACCCCCGGCAGAGGAGGAAGAAGGGGAGCGGGCCCUGCGGGAGAAGGCUGUGAACAUUCCCCUGGACCCACUCCCUGGGCACCCGCUGCGGGACCCACGGUCACAACUGCAGCAGUUCAGCCACAUCAAGAAGGACGUGACCCUGAGCAAGCCCAGCUUUGCUCGCACUGUGCUCUGGAAUCCCGAGGACCUGAUCCCCCUGCCCGUCCCCAAGCAGGAUGUAGUGCCCCCCGUGCCUGCCGCCCUGCAGUCCAUGCCCACCCUGGACCCCCGGCUGCACCGCGCUGCCACGGCAGGGCCCCCCAACACUCGGCAGCGCCCAGGCACCUCCACAGACUCUAGCACACAGGGCGCCAACCUCCCUGACUUUGAACUUCUCUCUCGCAUCCUCAAGACGGUCAGUGCCACCGGCUCCUCUGUCACCCCUGGCUCCAGCGACAAACCCAGUGACCCCCGGGUGCGGAAAGCCCCCACCGACCCUCGGUUGCAGAAACCCACAGACUCCACAGCUUCCUCCAGGGCUGCCAAGCCUGGCCCCACUGAGGCGCCCUCUCCCACCGCCAGCCCAAGUGGGGAGGCCUCCCCUCCAGCCACCGCUCCCUAUGACCCCCGUGUGCUGGCAGCUGGUGGGCUGGGCCAGGGUGGAGGGGGCGGGCAGAGCAGUGUGCUGAGCGGCAUAAGCCUCUAUGACCCAAGGACUCCCAACGCAGGGGGCAAAGCUGCAGAGCCGUCCGCCGACACGGGUACCCAGCCCAAGGGUGCCGAGGGCAAUGGCAAGAGCUCGGCCUCCAAGGCCAAGGAGCCCCCGUUUGUUCGCAAGUCAGCCUUGGAACAGCCAGAAACGGGGAAGGCCGGUGCCGAUGGGGGCACCCCUACGGACAGAUACAACAGCUACAACCGGCCCCGGCCCAAAGCCGCCACGGCCCCCGCUGCCACCACCGCCACCCCGCCCCCGGAGGGUGCCCCACCCCAGCCUGGGGUGCACAACCUGCCCGUGCCCACCCUCUUUGGGACGGUGAAGCAGGCACCCAAGACAGGCUCAGGAAGCCCAUUUGCUGGGAACAGCCCGGCCCGCGAGGGCGAGCAGGAUGCGGCGUCCCUGAAGGAUGUUUUUAAAGGCUUCGACCCCACGGCCUCCCCUUUUUGCCAGUAGUGUCCGGCCAGAGCCGCAGCUCCAGCUGCCCUUCCCAGGGUUGCAUUCAGGGCAUCACCAGGCUGGGGAUCUUGGGGGGCAGGAGAGGCAGGCUGGGUGUUCCCUUUUCUUUUUCUUUGCUUCUCUCUUUUUUUUUUUAGUAGUACUUUCUGUGAGACUUAUAAAUUGUAUAUAACCAUCUUAAGUUCUGGUCAGUGCGGCGGGCUCUCGGGCUCCUGCUGAGCAAACCGACUCAUGCCCGGCCUUGCUGGAGGUCCAGUGGGUUUUCUGGGCAAAGCAUGGCCCCUUUUCUCCAGGACAAAGGGAGCAGUUGGUGUCUGGGAAGGCACUGAAUGCUCCUCACCCCGUGCCCGAAGAGACCCAGAACCCAGACCGCGGCAGGGCCUGUGUGGAAGCAGGUACAGGUGUUUCUGGAACCCUAGGGUGCACCAUCACUGUCUCUUCAGUACGGGGCGUGGCAACCCACUCGAGACGGUGACAGUAAAAAGGUAUUAAAGAAAAAGCUGUCAGUGGCACUCCGGGGGCUCUGGCGCAUGCCUGCUCCUGUCCCUGGAUUGGCAUGCAGGCCCUCUCCACCACCCUCCAGCCAGAGCAAGUGGAUGCUCCCCCACCCCCAGCCUGCAGCAGAACCCUCUAGAAUGAAAACUGGACCCAAACACAGGCAGUGGGGGCCAGUGUGGUGGCCCUGAAGAGCCACCUCAGGGAGACAGCCCCUGGGGCACGCACGAGUUUUCUGUCAGUAUUACCCGACCUGUCCCAUCGGGGCCACACCCUCCUCACCCUACACCAGGUCUGUCCUGGUCCUCAAGCCACACACCCGCUGUGCCCGCUGCAGCCAGGCCCCGGACAGCUCCAGGAUCCGUGCAGUGGCUGCUCCGCCAGGCCCCAACAGCAGGGGCCCUGGGAUGGCUCCUGGCCAAGUGUUUCUUCUCAGCUUUACUUGCACUUCCUCACACUGUGUGACCUGCAGGGCCCGAGGUAUUGAUGCGUUUGGAUUUCCUCUCCCAAGCCAGCAGAUGCAGGGGUUCCGAGGUGUGUCGUUGUAGGAUUUGUGGACACUUCCAGAAAGGGGCCUAGGGAGAGGAAGCCUGCAGCCAGGGCAGGGGAGGGAGAGCCUGUGCUGCCCCCACAAUCCCACCCUGGCUCAUGGCCAGCCUCGCCCACGGAGCCCGGGAGGAGGCCCACCCAUGGACACAGCCUGGGAGAUGGAUGCAGGGGGUGCUGGCCUCUUGCUUCUGGGCCUCGAGCAGCCUCAGGAAGUGUGCGCUUGUGGCUCCAUCUGCCCGGCUCCCUGACCCGCUGCAUGGCUGCAGGCCCUCUCUUCAUGGCUGACAAUAAGGAGACCUGGUCACCUGCCAAGGGAUUUCCCCUCCCUCCUCAGGGCAGCUGAACAAGGCUCCUCCUAUCCCACCCCAAAAAGAGGAGAAUGAAAAGCUCAUAGUUUGGGGCCAGGAGGCGGGUGUCCUGCAGGGCUGCACAGCCCUGAGGGGUCAGCGCUGGGAUCAGGUUGGUUGGUUGGUCUUUCUGUCUUUUUUUUUUUUUUUAAGUAAUCAUUAAUGAGAUUUGUCUUCAGCCACCAGUGUUGGCCUUGAAGCAGAGGGUGCAGCUCUUAGUGUUUGUAAAAUAAGUAUGAAUACACAGUGUGGCAGUGUUUUGUGGGUUUUUUUUUUUCUCAAAAAUUUUCUUUUGUAAAAGAAAAAUAUUUUUUAAACCGAAAUCUGUGGUUAAAAUAGAAGCUGGAGCCUUCCUCUUGGACUAUUCAGCCUAAGAACCUCAUGGGACUAUGAAUUCACCCGAAAUUCUCAUUUGCCAUUAGGCCGAGCUUUUAAAGAAAAAUUGUUCUCUAACCAGGAUUGUAACAAAAGUGUAAAUACUAUUUCAGAGUUGAGAGUUGGUGGUGCAAAUAUGUAUAUAAUGAACUGUAUUUUUACAAUGAUCGUCGCAUGACUAUUUCACACCCUUUUUAUACUCCAUAUCUGUCUUCCAGAAAUGUCACCUGCCUUUUCUCCUGUGGUCUCUUAAUCCAGUAAUUGUAUUCCUGCCAUUAAAGGGUGCAGUUAUUUUAAAAA